This is a messenger RNA of Polyodon spathula (Mississippi paddlefish), 4316 nucleotides long. Its product is annotated as thyrotropin-releasing hormone-degrading ectoenzyme-like. Lineage: Eukaryota; Metazoa; Chordata; Actinopteri; Acipenseriformes; Polyodontidae. The coding region runs from base 668 to 3673 and encodes 1001 amino acids. The transcript has 19 exons. Gene Ontology annotation, cellular component: cytoplasm. The record is from RefSeq and is a predicted model, not a curated record. Gene Ontology annotation, biological process: proteolysis; peptide catabolic process. Gene Ontology annotation, molecular function: metalloaminopeptidase activity; peptide binding; zinc ion binding.
GCAUGCAUGCUGUGCUUGGCUGCUGGGUUUAUUUUAAAUGGGUAAAAUAUCAACCGUUCUGAUCAAGGGAUGUAAAAAAAAAAAAAAAGUUAAAGGCGGUCCUGACAUCGUGCCACACUUCCUAACUAGAUGAGGCUUUGCUGCCGGAAUGUAUGUUGUAAGCUCGGAUCGCAUGGACCCUCCUCACGCUUCAGCUGAAUAUAUAUUAUUUUAUUCAACAUAUGCAGAGAGAGAGAGAGAGAGAGAAAUAGGAGGGGGCUUGUUGCUUUGGUGAUUCACACGUUGCCUACUCCACUGUCUGAGAGCCGCCGUGCGUCCUUUUGGAGUGGGCUGCAAUCUGCAGAUUGUGGUCUCUGUAGCACAGCUCUGCCUUGAGUGAGUGAGUGAGAGGGGGAGAGGGUUUCUAACUAUGUGUGCAGAGUCUGUGGCUCGCUUUCUUUGCACUAUCGUUACUGUUGCGAGACUGGGAUCUUAAAACAAACAGACAAACAAAAAAAGAAUAAAAACAGAUACUGUAACAUUUUACUAUUGAAUGAGCAGAAUGCCGGGGUAGAUUAAGUUGUAUGCCGACUCUCAAAUGUGUCGCAGCCGGAGCAGAGUUACUCUGGUAACCUAUUAACUUUUUUUUUUGCCUGUUGCCUUCAAACUAAUAGCUACCGAGGGUAGUAUGGCUUUGGACGACACACGUGAAAAAAACUUAUCUUUCACGCCAAUGGUAAUGGAAGACACGAUGAGGAACGGCAGGGGCCUUUCAGAUCAGUGGGCGGACACCGUAGUGGUAAGACCCAGGACCACGGAGCGGAACAUCACCGUGCACAAACGACUUGUCCUGGCUUUCGCCAUCUCAAUUCUGACCCUCAUCAUCGUGACCGUCAUCGCUGUGCUGCUCAGUGUCAGAUUCGAGGAGUGCAGCGGCGACAGCACCGCCAGCGCAUCUCAUGCGAACCUCACAAAGUUCAACCAGUCACGGGACGCUCAUUUCAACCACAGGGGCGAAGACUCCUUCCAUCCCUGGCGGCAGUUGAGGUUACCCGGUUCACUGAGACCACUUCACUAUGACCUGCACAUUAUAGUGUUUACGGACAACUUUACUUUCUCUGGAGAAGUCAGCAUUGAACUGCAGUGCCUCAACUCCACAAAGUACAUCGUCCUGCAUGCGGACAGGCUGCUGGUGCAGAAAGCAGUGGUGCACUCAGAGAGCAAGAAGACGAGAGCGCUCAAGAUUCACCGGCACUUCAGAUAUCCAGCGAAUCAAGUUUUUGUUAUCGCUAUGCACAAAGAACUAGAGUCCCAGAAAAAUUACAAAGUGAACAUAACUUUUCACGCGCACAUAGAAGAUGAACUUCUUGGUUUUUUCCGCAGUUCCUAUGUAUUGUACGGAGAAAAAAGGUAUCUUGCAGUAACCCAGUUUUCUCCCACUCAUGCAAGAAAGGCCUUUCCCUGUCUUGACGAGCCUAUCUAUAAAGCAACAUUUAAAAUCAGCAUUAAGCAUGAAAGCACAUAUUUGUCUCUGUCCAACAUGCCGGUUGAAGCCUCGAUUUCUGAAGAUGAUGGAUGGGUCACUGACUAUUUUUUUAGGACUCCUCGAAUGUCCACUUACUAUCUUGCCUGGGCAGUGUGCAAUUUCACAUUCAAGGAAACUGUUACAGAUAGCGGUAUCACAAUACGGCUCUAUGCCAGGCCUGAUGCAAUCCAAAGGGGAUCGGGAGACUAUGCGCUGCAUAUCACAAAGAGACUUCUAGGGUUUUAUGAAGACUAUUUCAAAGUGAAGUAUUCCCUACCCAAACUAGAUCUUUUAGCUGUGCCUAAACACCCUUAUGCUGCGAUGGAGAACUGGGGACUGAGUGUGUUUGUCGAGCAGAAGAUAUUACUGGAUCCAGGAGUCUCAUCAAUUUCAUACUUGAUGGAUGUCACGAUGGUUAUCGUACAUGAAAUAUGCCACCAGUGGUUUGGGGACCUGGUGACACCGGUGUGGUGGGAGGAUGUUUGGUUAAAAGAGGGGUUUGCCCAUUUCUUUGAAUUCUUGGGUGCAGACUUCCUCUACCCAGACUGGCACAUGGAGAAGCAGAGGUUCCUGACGGAUGUUCUACACGAGGUGAUGCUGCUUGACGGCCUGGCCAGCUCCCACCCCAUAUCUCAGGAGGUGCUGAAGGCAACAGACAUAGACAGAGUGUUUGACUGGAUUGCCUAUAAAAAGGGUGCUGCAUUAAUCCGAAUGCUUGCAAAUGUUAUGGGACAGCCAUUGUUCCAGGUGGGAUUAAACGAUUACCUGAUAACUCAUAUGUAUGGCAAUGCAGGAAGAGAUGACCUGUGGAACAAGUUCUCUGAGGCGAUGCAGAAGGAAGGAAAGGAUAUAAAUAUAAAGGAAGUGAUGGAUCUCUGGACACUGCAGAUGGGCUACCCGGUGGUCACCAUCAUGAAGAAUGACAGCGUGGACAACAGCGUAACGAUCAGCCAGGAACACUUCAUCUCUGACAUCAAGGAUUCUGCACCCUCAAACAGCAGCUUCCAGUGGCAAAUUCCAUUAACGAUUUCAGUAGGAAAUUCAAGUCACAUUUCCCCCGAAUCAAUCAUAUGGAUUUCUAAUAGAUCAGAAUCCCACAAAAUUGGCUCAGUGGAUGAUGGGAGUUGGUUGCUUGGAAACAUAAACCAAAUGGGAUACUUCAGGGUAAACUAUGAUCUCAGAAACUGGAGACUUUUAAUUGAACAGUUGAUGAGGAACCCUGAGGUGAUUUCUGUCGGUAACCGCGCAGGGCUGAUCGACGAUGUGUUCAACCUUGCCAGGGCUGGAUACUUGCCCCAGAACAUUCCUCUUGAGAUAGUCCGCUACCUUUCUCAAGAGAAGGAGUUUCUGCCCUGGCAUGCAGCCAGUCGUGUGCUCUAUCAUCUUGACAAACUGCUGGACCGUACAGAAGAAUACAGCAUCUUUAGUGAAUACAUAUUGAAACAAGUCGCCUCAAUGUAUCACAAGCUCGGCUGGCCCACAAGUGCUGGGAAUGGCACUAAUACUCAAGCCACUUAUCAGACUGAGGAGCUGCGUCGAGAAGUUAUUAUGUUAGCUUGCAGCUUUGGGAACAAGCACUGUCACCAGCAGGCAAUAACUCUUAUUUCUGAAUGGAUAUCAAGCAACAAAAACAGAAUCCCACCAAAUGUCAGGGACAUUGUUUACUGCACUGGAGUGUCGCUAAUGGACGAGGAUGUCUGGGAGUUCAUAUGGAUGAAAUUCCACUCGUCGACUGCUAUCUCCGAGAAGAAGGUGCUGCUGGAGGCACUGACUUGCAGUGAUAACACUUUCUUAUUGAACAGACUGCUGAACCUCUCUUUGAGCUCUGAUCUGGUUCCUGAUCAGGAUGUCAUUGACGUCAUUAUUCACGUGGGCCGCAACCCGCAUGGCAGACAUUUAGCCUGGAAGAACUUCAGAGAAAAGUGGGACAUUUUAAAUACCAGAUAUGGAGAAGCCUUGUUUAUAAAUUCCAAACUCAUUAAUGGUGUUACAGAGUUUCUAAACACAGAGGCUGAGCUUAAUGAGCUAAAAGACUUUAUACAGACCAACGGAGGUGGGGCUGCGGCUGCCUUUGCACGGGCUCUGGAAAUUGUGGAAGCUAAUGUGAGAUGGCACAGCCUCUUUGAAGAAGAGUUUUUCCAGUGGCUUAGGAAAUCCCCAACCAGUUAAUCUGUGACAAUUAUACAUAUUUAUAGCAUGGCAUCUCUUUGAAACAUUUUUACUCUUAAAAAAAUAAAAUAAAAUGAUAGUAAUGUAAGACAGAGAAGAACUUGAUCUGAAUUGCAAAUUUUCCUGCAAUAUGAAAAGAAACCUUUGGUGUGGUGUAUUUUCCCUGUCAACAUCAGUCUUGCAUUUGCAGGGCAAAAGAAUGUUAUUAAAAAUGUAUUGCAUGAUGUUAUUUCUCUUCAGUUGAGGCAUUUUUAAUUGCAGAGUAUUUUUUGUGCAUGGUUUUUCAAUCCCUCACUGGUAUUCCAGCAUGCUGAUUUGCAGUACAAGAUUUCCCAGUCCUGUGUAGCUAAAUUACUCUCAUGUACGACACACACACAAAAGAGAAACUGGCAUUAUUAUACAAUUGUUUAAAGCACAACGACUAAUGACAAUCAGUGUUUUCAUUUGGAAAAAUCUAAAUCUCUUCAGAAGAAGGCUCCAAAUUAAAGAAACAGUGUACUAAUAUAAAGUUAUUGUACAGGUGUAUGUUAUUAUGCAAACCAAACAACAUAGUAAUUGAAUACAGAUUCCUGUAGCUGCAACAUCAGAGCUAUCAGCUGCAGAAACUUGUGUGUGUGUGUGUGUGUGUGUGUGUGUGUAUAUA